GUCAGUUUUGAUUGAUUAUAUCUCCUUUUUUAAUUUCUCAGUAAGUCGUUUGUUUGUCUUUUGGGGGUUUUUAAACUUAAAUUUGUCUACAAGUUAUGGUGCAUACUACUUAUCUCUUCUUGUUUCAGCCCUCUUUGAAUUACCACAACAAGACUGUUUCAAGAGAAAAAAUGCGAAGUUUCGCUUACCUGUUACUCUUAUACUUGAUCGAAUUAACGAUCCUGGAAAUAUGGGCAGUUUGAUCCGUUCGGGUGCAAGUUUGGGUUUGAAUUCUAUCUUGGUGACGAAAGGCAGUGUCAAUAUUUGGAAUGAAAAAGUGAUACGAGCAGGAAUGUCCGGUCAUUUCCGCAUACCUGUAUAUCAAGGACUGAGCUGGACCGAUAUUAGUCGAUAUUUUGGGAUAUGUGAUAGUUCAUCUUCUGAUGUUAUAGUCUUUGUAGCUGACCCUGAACCACUCUUGACUGAUAAAUUAAUCGAAUCAGCAUGGAAAAAAGACCAAACUAAUCAUCAGUCACAAUAUAUUAAUGAGUGCAAAAUAUCUGUUGAGUGUGAGGCUGUUGAUUUUCUUACUCCUGAGUCAACAGAUUCCGCAUAUCGCUUACCUGUACAAACUAUCCCACAUUUUUCAGUGAAUUAUAUUCCUUCUGAUUAUAACUCUGAGGAACAUAAUUGUCGUUUAGCUGUUGUUAUUGGAUCUGAAGCUCACGGUGUUUCUCCAGAGGCUUUUCAUUUAGUUCAUCUUACCGGUGGUUCUCGACUUGUUAUUCCAUCUGCAGAUAGAAUAAGCAGCUUGAAUGUUUUAUCAGCUGCUUCAGUUUUGCUCGGAGAAAUACAACGUCAAUUUUUAUGUUCUUAAUGGGAUGUACUUUUUUUUACGAAUAAACAGAUUUUUA
Schistosoma rodhaini is the source of this 893-nucleotide messenger RNA. Lineage: Eukaryota; Metazoa; Platyhelminthes; Trematoda; Strigeidida; Schistosomatidae. The record is from the annotation of a GenBank genome assembly.